Chenopodium quinoa (quinoa) is the source of this 801-nucleotide messenger RNA. RefSeq lists its product as uncharacterized. NCBI's taxonomy places the organism in Eukaryota, Viridiplantae, Streptophyta, Magnoliopsida, Caryophyllales, Amaranthaceae. The record is from RefSeq and is a predicted model, not a curated record. Bases 1 to 801 code for a protein of 266 amino acids. The transcript has a single exon.
AUGACUCACGAUAACUUUAGGGACUUUGUCGAGAGUAAGUGGGAUAAAGAGGCUCCUCUUAUGCCUCACCUUAACCAACUUGCUGCUGAUCUACAAGAAUGGAAUAAAACGAAUUUCCAUAACAUUUUUAAGAAGAAACACAAUCUCCUAGCACGUAUUGCAGGUGUACAACGUGCUCUUGCGCUUCAAAAAGCGAGGGAUUUAAUAAAACUUGAGUCGAAAUUAAGUGUGGAGCUUGAUGAGGUACUUGCCCUAGAGGAAUUGUUAUGGUAUCAAAAAUCAAGAGUGGAGUGGAAUAAGGAUGGAGACCAUAAUACCACCUUAUUUCAACUUAGCACUAUAGCUCGUAGAUGGCGAAACAAAAUUUUGGCCAUUAAAGAAGAGCCUGAUGGCCAAUGGCUAACUGACAAAGCCGAGGUUCAAAAUAACAUUGUCAACUAUUUUACAACCUUGUUCGAAAGUGAAGAUGAGCAGCCCCAUGAGGAUCUUCCUCGUGAUAUUUUCCCAGAAUUUACAACUCGUGACAGGAAUAAUCUGACGAGGCCUUUUCUUCAAUGUGAAAUAGAUAGGGUAAUGAAGGAAAUGGGUGCUCUAAAAGCACCGGUUCCAGAUGGUUUCCAAGUUUUAUUCUACCAAAAGAAUUGGGACCUAGUAUCUCAGAAUGUGUACAAGCUUGUCUUUGAUGUGCUUAAUGGAAAAGGAAUGCCACAAAGCUUAAAUGAUACUGCCCUUGUGCUAAUUUCGAAAGUGGACAAUCCAGAGGUAGCUUCUAAUUUUGAACCAUUAGCUUAUGUAAUGUAG